CUCUUAUAACUAGUAGAGGAAACAAAUCAGAAUCUGUUGUCUUCACUCUUCAACAUUUUGUAAUAUCAAUGCGUUCACUGAACCCAAGAAAACAAAAGACAUUUCGGUAAUCCUGUGGUGGUAGGUAGCGAGUCACGGGACAACCUACUUCAUUUCUCAUUCAAUUCAAACCUAGUAUAUCUUCCAUGUUCCAGUUCUAAUUCAACUUGCAUACCAUUUCCCCUUCCCAAACCAAAACCUGUGCCACCACCAUGACGGCUCAAACCGCCAACACGCCGCCGCAUGUCCUUGUAAUUCCAUUCCCAGCUCAAGGUCACAUGAUCCCCCUCCUCGAUCUAACCCACAAACUCGCCACCACCAACAAAAACAUCACCAUAACCAUUCUCACCACCCCAAAAAACCAUACAUUCCUAACCCCUCUCCUCAACUCCCACCCUUCAAUCAUCCACCCAUUAAUCCUCCCUUUCCCAUCUAACCCUUCCAUUCCUCACGCAGUCGAAAACGCCAGAGACUUACCAAACUCAUUUCUCACCUUCAUCCUCUCUCUUUCAAAUCUCCACCACCCUCUUCUCCAAUGGUUCCACUCUCACCCUUCUCCUCCUCGCUUCAUCAUCUCCGACAUGUUCUCCGGUUGGACGCAACAUCUCGCUUCUCAACUCAACAUUCCUCGACUCGUUUUCUCUCCUUCCGGUGCCUUCGCUUUCUCCACCAUGUGUUUCCUCUGGAAGAAUCUCCCAACGCGUGUAAACCCCACCGACGAAAACGAAGUUGUUUCGUAUCAAAGUAUCCCGAAUUCCCCAAACUACCCUUGGUGGCAAGUUUCUCCUCUCUUUCGUAGCUAUGUUCCCGGCGACGCUGAUUCGGAGAAAGUGAGGGAUUUGUUUCUUUGUAACACUCAAAGCUGGGGACUUAUUGUUAACACGUUUGAUGAAGUUGAAAAGCCGUAUAUUGAUUAUCUGAAAACUGAAAUGGGUAACGAUCGUGUGUGGGCGGUUGGACCGUUACUCCCUAUGGAUGAUGAUAAUGAUUCAUCUACCAUGGUUUUACAAAGAGGUGGGUCGAGUUCUGUUUCAGCAAACGACAUCGUUUCAUGGCUUGACAAACGAGAAGACAGAAAAGUGGUGUACGUUUGUUUCGGUAGUCAAACUAUUCUUACUAAGGAACAAACGGAUGCUAUUGCAUUUGGGUUGUCGAAAAGUGGGGUCCAUUUUAUAUGGUCGAUAAAAGAGGAUGCGAAGACAGAAAACGAGCUUGUUGUCGGCAGAGGACUUGUGAUUAGAGGGUGGGUCCCGCAGGUUUUGAUUCUGAGGCAUAGGGCUGUGGGAGCGUUUUUGACUCAUUGUGGAUGGAAUUCGGUGUUGGAAUCGGUGGUGGCUGGGGUUUCGAUGCUUGCGUGGCCAAUGACGGCGGAUCAAUAUGUGAAUGCUACGUUGGUUGUGGAUGAAUUGAAAGUGGGUAAGAGAGUGUGUGAAGGUGGUGAAAGUGUUCCUGAUUCGGAUGAGUUGGGUCGAGUUUUGGCUGACUCGGUUGGUGGGAGUGGCGAGGAAAUUGGUGAGGCGUUGAAAUUGCAGCAAGCGGCGUUGGGGGCUGUUAGAAAACGUGGAAGUUCGGAUAUGGAUUUGCGAUGUUUGAUGGAACAACUAGUUUUAUGAUUUUGAAAAGUAAAAAGAAUAAGGUUUAGCUCUUUGAGUUAUUUCAUGCUAUCAAUUGUAAAAAGUUAUAAUCAUUAAAACUCAAUGAAUGACAAAGACAAAGAGAAUAAACAAAAAUUGUAACAAUA
Messenger RNA from Vicia villosa (hairy vetch), 1780 nucleotides. Its product is annotated as flavonol 3-O-glucosyltransferase UGT89B1. The transcript has a single exon. The coding region runs from base 252 to 1652 and encodes 466 amino acids. Gene Ontology annotation, molecular function: UDP-glycosyltransferase activity. Lineage: Eukaryota; Viridiplantae; Streptophyta; Magnoliopsida; Fabales; Fabaceae. The record is from RefSeq and is a predicted model, not a curated record.